GGCGCUUAUUAAGAAUGUACGUUCUUGAAUAUUGUUUUUUUUCCAAAGAAUUGAUUAAGUAUAAUUGCAGAGGGCGGAGGAAAACUCUCAAUGCGCUGCCCAAGCUCGAAGUCAAGUGAUAUUUUCCCAAUGGUGAUUCCAAGGUUGUAUUGCCUUGCAAUUUGCAGCGCAUGAUGGCGCGCUCCCCGCUUUGCACGAAGUAUGUAGUGGAGGAGUCCAGUCUGUCGGCCGAGGCGUUGGAAUGGUUGAUUGGUAAUAUUGAAACGCGUUUUCAGCAGGCAUUAGCUAACCCUGGCGAAAUACUGGGUGCUCUGGUCUCGCAGAGUUUAGGCGAACGUGCUACACAGUGUUUUUAGAUGACACUAACAUUAUGCUGACGUGUGCAGCGUCGAGAAGGCUAAGAGCGUGCUGUGUCGUUUGAAGCACACCACCUUGUGGAAAGUAAUGGCCUGCUAUUUAUACGCAGAGAUCAUCUCGGAAGAUCAAGAAUGCGUAAAUGUCUACUAUGGG
Bactrocera oleae (olive fruit fly) is the source of this 510-nucleotide messenger RNA. RefSeq names its product DNA-directed RNA polymerase II subunit RPB1-like. The record is from RefSeq and is a predicted model, not a curated record. Gene Ontology annotation, molecular function: DNA binding; DNA-directed RNA polymerase activity. NCBI's taxonomy places the organism in Eukaryota, Metazoa, Arthropoda, Insecta, Diptera, Tephritidae. Gene Ontology annotation, biological process: DNA-templated transcription.